This is a messenger RNA of Jaculus jaculus (lesser Egyptian jerboa), 2900 nucleotides long. RefSeq names its product intercellular adhesion molecule 5 (gene Icam5). The transcript is spliced from 11 exons. Gene Ontology annotation, molecular function: integrin binding. The coding region runs from base 1 to 2754 and encodes 917 amino acids. The record is from RefSeq and is a predicted model, not a curated record. Lineage: Eukaryota; Metazoa; Chordata; Mammalia; Rodentia; Dipodidae. Gene Ontology annotation, biological process: cell-cell adhesion. Gene Ontology annotation, cellular component: membrane.
AUGCCAGGGCCUUCGCCAGGGCUGCGCCGAGCGUUCCUCGGCCUCUGGGCUGCCCUGGGCCUGGGCAUCCUCGGUUUCUCAGCGAUCGCGCAGGAGCCUUUCUGGGCGGACCUGCAGCCCCGCGUAGCGCUCGUGGAGCGCGGGGGCUCGCUGUGGCUGAAUUGCAGUACCAACUGCCCUCGGCCGGAGCGCGGUGGCCUGGAGACCUCGCUGCGCCGAAACGGGACCCAGAGGGGUUUGCGCUGGCUGGCCCGGCAGCUGGUGGACAUCCGCGAGCCUGAAACUCAGCCCGUCUGUUUCUUCCGCUGCUCGCGACGCACUCUACAGGCGCGUGGGCUCAUUCGCACUUUCCAGAAGCCCGAUAGGGUAGAGCUGGUACCGCUGCCCUCCUGGCAACGGGUGGGCGAGAACUUCACCUUGAGCUGUCGGGUCCCGGGCGCUGGCCCCCGUGGGAGCCUCACACUUACCCUGCUGCGGGGCACCCAGGAGCUAGCCCGCCGCAGCUUCGUCGGCGAGCCACCCCGAGCGCGGGGAGCGGUGCUCACAGCCACAGUCCUGGCGCGGAGGGAGGACCACAAGGCUAACUUCUCGUGCCACGCGGAGCUGGAUCUGCGGCCGCAUGGUCUGGGACUGUUUGCGAAUAGCUCGGCCCCCAGAGAGCUCCGAACCUUUGUCCUGCCUCCAGAUACCCCGAGUCUCGUUGCUCCCCGACUUUUAGAGGUGGGCUCACAGAGGCCAGUGAGCUGCACUUUGGACGGACUUUUUCCCGCCCCAGAAGCCAGGGUUUACCUCGCUUUGGGAGACCAGAGGUUGAAUCCUGAUGUCACCCUCGAGGGGGACACAGUAAUGGCCACUGCUAUAGCCACCGCUAGCGAAGAACAGGAGGGUGCCAGGCAGCUGGUCUGCAACGUGACCCUGGGGGACGAAAGCCGCGAGACACAGGAAAACGUGACAAUCUACAGCUUCCCUGCACCUCUUCUGACCCUGAGUGACCCUAACGCCCCGGAGGGGAAAACAGUGACAGUAACUUGCACAGCCGGGACUCAAGCCCUGGUCACUCUGGAGGGAAUACCAGCUGCGGUUCCAGGACAGCCCGCCCUGCUCCAGUUAAACGUCACGGAGGACGAUGACAAGCGCGGCUUUUUCUGCGAUGCCACCCUGGAGGUGGAUGGGGAGACCCUGAGCAAGAACCAGAGCACUGAGCUGCGUGUCUUAUAUGCCCCCCGGCUGGACGACUCGGAUUGUCCCAGGAGCUGGACAUGGCCCGAGGGUCCAGAGCAGACUCUUCACUGCGAGGCCCGUGGAAACCCAGAGCCUUCGGUGCACUGCGCCAGGCCUGAUGGCGGGGCCGUGCUGGCGCUAGGCCUGCUGGGUCCAGUGACUCGCGCGCUCGCAGGCACUUAUCGCUGCACGGCGGUUAAUGUACAAGGCCAGGCUGUCAAGGAUGUGACCCUGACAGUAGAGUAUGCCCCUGCAUUGGACAGUGUGGGCUGCCCGGAACGUAUUACCUGGCUGGAAGGAACCGAGGCCUCGCUCAGCUGUGUAGCACAUGGGGUCCCGCCCCCUAGUGUGAGCUGUGUGCGCUCUGGGGAGUCAGAAGUUGUGGAAGGUCUACUUCUUGUGGGCCGAGAACACGCCGGCACUUACCGAUGCGAAGCCAUCAAUGCAAGAGGCUCAGCAGCCAAAAAUGUGGCUGUCACAGUGGAAUAUGGCCCCAGUUUUGAGGAGCUGAGCUGCCCUAGCAAUUGGACAUGGGUGGAAGGAUCGGGAAAGCUGUUUUCCUGUGAGGUCGAUGGGAAGCCAGAGCCUCGCGUGGAAUGCAUGGGCUCUGAGGGUGCCAGCGAGGGAGUGGCACUGCCGCUGGAAUCCUCAAAUCCGGGCCCCAGUGACUCUAUGACCCUUAGUGACCUGACACCUGGUAUCUACCUCUGCAACGCCACCAACAGACAUGGCUCCAUGGUCAAAACAGUCGUCGUGAGCUCGGAGUCACCGCCUCAGAUGGAUGAAUCCAGCUGCCCAAGCCAGCAGACUUGGUUGGAAGGAGCUAAGGUGACCGCGUUAGCCUGCGCUGCCCGGGGUCGUCCUUCUCCUAGGGUGCGCUGCACCAGAGAGGGUUCCACCCAGCCACUGCAGAAGCUCGUGUCCCGCGAAGACGCAGGGACCUAUCGCUGUGUGGCCACCAAUGCUCAUGGCACGGACUCCAGGACUGUCACUGUGGGUGUGGAAUACCGGCCUGUGGUGGCCGAGCUAGCCGCGUCUCCGCCCAGCGUGCGACCAGGCGGGAACUUCACUCUGACGUGUCGUGCGGAGGCCUGGCCCCCAGCCCAGAUCAGCUGGCGCGCGCCCCCGGGGGCGCUCAACCUUGGCCUGUCAAGCAACAAUUCCACGCUGAGCGUGGCGGGCGCCAUGGGCAGCCACGGUGGGGAGUACGAGUGCGCAGCCACCAACGCGCAUGGGCGCCACGUGCGGCGCAUCACAGUGCGCGUGGCGGGUCCGUGGCUGUGGGUCGCCGUGGGCGGUGCGGCGGGGGGCGCGGCGCUGCUGGCUGCGGGGGCCGGCCUGGCCUUCUACGUGCAGUCGACCGCCUGCAAGAAGGGCGAGUAUAAUGUCCAGGAGGCGGAGAGCUCGGGCGAGGCGGUGUGUCUGAAUGGCGCGGGCGGCGGCGCGGGGGCGGACAGUGGACCCGAGGCGGGGGACCCGGCCGAGUCUCCCGCAGGGGACGAUGUGUUCUCCAUCCAGCUGACGGCCGCGUGAGCCUAGCCCUCUCCCUGCUCCCCGCGGGCCGGGGCCGCCCCUGCACGCACACGGGGCACAGUCACUGCUCUACUUAAUUAUUUAUUCAACUCCAGGGGUGUCAUCCCCAUUUUCUACCCAUCCCCCAAUAAAGUUUUUAUAAAGGA